Messenger RNA from Saccharomyces eubayanus, 1485 nucleotides. RefSeq names its product Ncs2p (gene NCS2). The transcript has a single exon. Gene Ontology annotation, molecular function: tRNA binding; sulfurtransferase activity. The coding region runs from base 1 to 1485 and encodes 494 amino acids. NCBI's taxonomy places the organism in Eukaryota, Fungi, Ascomycota, Saccharomycetes, Saccharomycetales, Saccharomycetaceae. Gene Ontology annotation, biological process: tRNA wobble position uridine thiolation. Gene Ontology annotation, cellular component: cytosol. The record is from RefSeq and is a predicted model, not a curated record.
AUGGAGUGUCAGAGAUGUCCCGUAACAGCCAAAACCCUAGCGACUGUUUUGUCGAGGAAGGAAAAGUUUUGCGAUGAGUGCUUCAUUAAGUUCGUUAGUACUAAGCAAAGAAAGCAAAUGAUGAAAGAUGAAUUUUUCAGAAACUUGUUCAAGGUCGUAUAUCCGCUCGAAAAAGAAGGUUCUGUUGGAAAAAUAUUGUUGCCCUUGUCACUUUCUGACUCAGGAUCCUUAGUUAUGCUAGAUAUAGUCCAUGAUUUGUUAUUGGAGCAGAACAAACAGCACAACAAUCACACGGGUUUCACGGUCGAUAUACUUACCAUAUCAACCGAGGACAAUCUUCCUAUUAUUAAAGAGCAAAUGAAAUUACUGAUCAAGGAAAAAAUGCUAGAACUGAAUGAAAUAUCCGACAUAUAUAAAGUUCACUUCAUUGAUAUAAAUGAAUUUUUCAAUAGCACAUCGAGCGUAUCGAAUUUGAUCAUCGACGAUGGAAAUUUUGAAAUUUUUGCUAAAUCCAGGUCGGUGGGUAAUGAGGAUAAGUUAUCUUUGAAGGAAAUAUUAAGCGAAUAUUGUUUAAACAACUCAUCUAGAACUGACCUAACGUCGAUUAUGAAAACCCAAUUAAUCAAACAUUUUGCAUUUGAAAAUGGCAACGAUGCUAUUUUGUGGGGCCACUCCAUGACAAAGCUAUCUGAGGUGAUCAUUUCUCUUGUGGUGAAAGGUAAAGGUUCUCAAAUAGCCACUUUCUUAGACUCUGAAUCUUUUGACACAUUGGACAAUAAGCCAUGUAAUUAUAAAAACUUAUAUCCAAUGAAAGAUCUACUAUCGGUUGAAAUCGAAAGUUUCCUGCAAAUUAAAAACAUGACCAAAUUCCUCAUCAACGUUGAAGAAACUAACUCCAAACCCAACUGUUUAGUUUCGAAGAAACCAACAUCGGCGAUCAAUCAACAAAAACUAAUCAAGAACAUGACAAUCAAUGAAAUUACUACCAAAUAUUUCCAAGAUAUUCAAAACGAUUAUUCGAAUAUAAUAUCAACGGUUUUAAGAACCGCAGAUAAACUAGCAGAGCCUAAACCUAGUACAACAAAGACAUCGCAAUGUCAAAUAUGCCAAUCUAAAAUCUAUACUAACCCAUCGAAUUGGCUGGAUAGAAUUACGGUCACUACACCUUAUCCUAGAGAGACCACCGAGGAAGAACAUUUAUUCAAGCAGUGGCAAGAUUCGAAAUUAGGACAAUCUCACACUCAUUAUGUUGAAUUGUUAAACGAAAUAAAAAGGGACUCCAUAAAUAGUGAUGAUGACAGUGAUAAUAAUGAUAUGAAAUUGUGCUAUGGUUGUCUAAUUUUAUUGAACACAAGCAUUAAGGAUAAAAAUUUAGUCUGGCCCAGAGUCAAUACUAUGAGUAGUUUAGUGAAUCCAACUAGUGAAGAUAAGGAGCUAAAUGAUAUACUGGAUCAAUUCGAAAUUACUUCCGAUGUCGAAGAGUGA